Molecule: messenger RNA, 1689 nt
Organism: Amoebophrya sp. A25
Lineage: Eukaryota; Dinophyceae; Syndiniales; Amoebophryaceae
Source: the annotation of a GenBank genome assembly
AAAUUUGACUAUGAAGAACAGGAUGUUGAACGCAGACGUACCGAAAACACAUGCUAAAAGCAGCAAACUAGAAUAGAUUCAAUCACUUCGACCUUCCAACAAGAACAUGUCUUCUCGUUCUUCUACUACACGUCACAGGACAAAGAUGUGCCAAGCACGUUGCUUACCAUCGAAAGCGCACCACAUCUUUCGUUUGGCUGCGGUAACAGGAAUAUUCUUCGUCUCACCGCCUCUCGUGUCGGCAGAGGCACCAGGAGACUCUGGUUAUGAUGUGUCAUCCGUACCUGAAGACAAGCUACGCUCAGCCUAUUUCGCAGGUGGCUGUUUUUGGGGUGUUCAAUCACUUUUCGAUGGCCAUUGGGAAGGAGUAAAAGACGUUUAUGUCGGGUAUAUGGGAGGCAAAAGCGAAAACCCAACUUACGAGGAAGUUGUGAGUGCGGGAAAGCAAGCGACAGCGAAAAAGCAGGCUGGUGGUGGCGAAACAGAUGUUAUGACAUCGUGUACUAGUACUCAACAGUGAGAUAUUGACUCCAGAAUGUGCGCCAAUGACUCCAUCAAUGACGCAAUAAUAGGUCGUAAACAAGUUGUUGUACUUCCUCCCUCUAACUCCCACGUCCACCUCGAGGCCAUCCAAAUCGUCUAUGACCCGGAGAGAGUCAGUUUUGGGCAACUGACAAGGCACUUCUUCGAAAUCCAUGACCCGACGCAAGUGGACAGACAGGGUCCAGAUGUGGGAGUCCAAUAUGCCUCACGCAUCUGGUGGAACGAUCAGAAAGAGCUGGAGACGAUUCGGCAUAUUGUGGGGUUGUUGGAGAAAAAGGGAUAUAAGGUACUCACCUUGCUUCUAUUCCUCGCUACUGUAGUUACAGUUUUGUAUUUUACUCAUCACAUCACUUCACCUUAUUCCCUCCGUUAACAUGGUUGUUGAUCUUGUUCUUGACAUAAUUGACAAAAAAGACAUCUCAUCCCUCCACAACACUAAAUACCAGGUAGCGACAACCUUCGAAAAGCAUCGUGCAAGCGACCACAAAUUCUGGCACGCAGAAGACUAUCACCAAGACUACUACGUCAAAAAUGGUCAGGAACCAUACUGCCACCACCAUGAGGAUAGAGGCCUUGCUUAUGACAGGGACACCGGUGAAAUUGUGGCGGAUACUGUUACUGACGAUUUGUAGCAUAUCCUUAGGGAAGAUGCGGAUGCGAAAUAGUGGCAGAUACUGAUGAAUGGUAGUAUUGUUGGGUGUGAAUGCGGUCCAAGGAUACGCUUUGAGGUGAUAGGGAUUAGGGAAGCUCCAUGCACAGGGGGAGCGAAAAAUCAUCCAUCUACUCUGCUGCUCCAAUACGUUCCAGUGUAAAAACAAACGGGAGAGCACUGUAGACGUUUCCGGUUCGAGAUAUAUUUGGCUCUUGGCCGCGUGGUAUUAGCUACCAUACUACUAGCAAGGCUAUUCCUUGUCCUCAAGCAGUCGGGAGUCUAGUCCCUUCACAAUUAUUCCAUGAGAAGAACAUAGAGGCAUUCUCUUCGGAGAAGACAAUCUUCUUGAAUACUCCUCAAAAGUAGACUCUUAAACCACUACGCAGACACACGAAGAUAUCUCUCUGCUAAUGCACACGAACGCCACGUAUAUGAUAAGUAGAGAGUUCUUUCUUGCUAAACCACCUAAACACGAGCAAUACUUUGAACUGGCG